AUAACACACCAGCCAAGUGCGCUGGAGCGGAGCCACGCAGAAUCCCUGGCCGUUCCUCGCUGUGGCUCACUGAUUUCCAACAUAGCCGCAGCUGGAAAGUUGCUGGUGUUUCUCCUGUGUUGGCCGGCGAGAGAGAGACUCUAGAAUCACUUCUCCAGUAACCAUCACCAGAGAGCAGGAAGUCAUUCAGAAAUGUACCUUGUGAUCGCAGUGAGCUUGGUGAUCACUGGCUGCGUGGUUCUGUUGACGGUGGGUCGUCUGCUGAGCCAGUACAAGGGCACACUGGUUCUGCUGUGGCACAUCGACAUCUGCAUCCACCUGCGGGAUUGGCUGACGCGCAGCACCCAGCCCGAGCGCAUGCUAAAGUACGUGCUGGACAGGGCUACAGCCGGCAGCCCACAGAGCGUAGUGGACACUAUUGACGAGUUCUGCAAGGGCAUCGAGUGGGCCAUGAACGUGGGUGACGAGAAAGGCUCGAUUCUGGAUCAGGUUGUAACGGAGGUGAACCCAAGCAUAGCGCUGGAGCUGGGCACCUACUGUGGCUACUCCACAGUCCGCAUUGCCAGGCUGCUGAAGCCCGGGGCGCGACUCUACACCAUCGAGUUCAACCCUGACACAGCCCGGGUGGCAAAACGGAUCAUUGCCCACGCCGGUGUGGGCGAGCAGGUGCAGCUUCUCGUUGGUUCAUCCUGGGACUUGAUUCCACAGCUCAGAGAAAAGUUUGCAGUGAAGAAGCUGGACUUUGUCUUUCUGGACCAUUGGAAGGAGAGCUAUACCCAGGACACCAAACUCUUGGAGGACUGUGACCUGCUUCGAAAGGGAACAAUCCUCCUGGCUGACAACGUUAUUUGCCCAGGGGCGCCAGAGUACCUCGAGUAUAUUCGCCAUAACUCGCAGUACCAGAGCAAGUUCUACUCUUCCCACUUAGAGUAUUCUCAAGUUGAAGAUGGUUUGGAGAAGUCCAUUUUCCUCGGCUGACGGAGGCACAGCUAUUUUAUCAAACCCAUUCUAUAAACAUGUUCCAAAUCAUUCCAUGUUAAAAACAAUUUCUUCCAGUAGUUUAAUUAAUUAUUUGUUCUAAC
Messenger RNA from Mobula hypostoma (lesser devil ray), 1082 nucleotides. Its product is annotated as catechol O-methyltransferase A-like. The record is from RefSeq and is a predicted model, not a curated record. Gene Ontology annotation, molecular function: catechol O-methyltransferase activity. The coding region runs from base 193 to 978 and encodes 261 amino acids. The transcript has 5 exons. NCBI's taxonomy places the organism in Eukaryota, Metazoa, Chordata, Chondrichthyes, Myliobatiformes, Myliobatidae. Gene Ontology annotation, biological process: dopamine metabolic process; developmental process; catecholamine catabolic process.